Messenger RNA from Miscanthus lutarioriparius, 255 nucleotides. Lineage: Eukaryota; Viridiplantae; Streptophyta; Magnoliopsida; Poales; Poaceae. The record is from the annotation of a GenBank genome assembly.
AUGGACGUGUACAUCUCGGAGGAGUACGUGGCCCAGCGGCGCGCCGAGAGGAGGGCCGCGCGGAUUGCCGCGGCCGCACGCUGUGGAGAGGAGAAGGCGCGGGCGGACAGCGAGCAGAAGCGGUGGACGGCGGCCGCGUGGGCGGAGAAGGGCAAGCGGCCCGCUGCUGACGGCGGCAAUGCCGAUACGAAUGUCGGCGGUGGCUCCGCCUGGCUGGUAGGGGAGGACGCCGUUCUCAGCUACUUCUCGGCUUAG